CUCACCACCCACCACCCAAACACUUCUCCGGCCACACUCUCGGGAAGGAGGAGGAGGAGGAGGAGAAGCUAGGCCGUGAGCAGCCAUGGCGUCGUCGGUGGCCGCGGCGGCGAGCACGUUCCUGGGGACCCGGCUGGCGGACCCGGCGCCGCAGAACGGGCGCAUCGUGGCGAGGUUCGGGUUCGGCGGCGGGAAGAAGGCGGCGGCGAAGAAGGUGGCGAAGUCGCCAUCGACGACGGACCGGCCGCUGUGGUUCCCGGGCGCGGUGGCGCCGGACUACCUGGACGGGUCGAUGAUCGGGGACUACGGGUUCGACCCGUUCGGGCUCGGGAAGCCGGCGGAGUACCUGCAGUUCGAGCUGGACUCGCUGGACCAGAACCUGGCCAAGAACAACGCCGGCGAGAUCAUCGGCACCCGGUUCGAGACCGGCGAGGUGAAGUCCACCCCGUUCCAGCCCUACAGCGAGGUGUUCGGCCUCCAGCGCUUCCGCGAGUGUGAGCUCAUCCACGGCCGCUGGGCCAUGCUCGCCACCCUCGGCGCCCUCACCGUCGAGUGGCUCACCGGCGUCACCUGGCAAGACGCCGGCAAGGUGGAGCUGGUUGAUGGGUCGUCGUACCUGGGGCAGCCGCUGCCGUUCUCGAUCUCGACGCUGAUCUGGAUCGAGGUGCUGGUGAUCGGCUACAUCGAGUUCCAGCGCAACGCGGAGCUCGACCCGGAGAGGAGGCUCUACCCGGGAGGCUCCUACUUCGACCCGCUCGGCUUGGCGUCGGACCCGGAGAAGAAGGAGAGGCUGCAGCUGGCGGAGAUCAAGCACGCCCGCCUCGCCAUGGUCGCCUUCCUCGGGUUUGCGGUGCAGGCCGCCGCCACCGGCAAGGGCCCGCUCAACAACUGGGCCACCCACCUCAGCGACCCGCUCCACACCACCAUCAUCGACACCUUCUCCUCCUCUUAAAUUAAGCCACAACUUAAUUAAUUUCGCGCGAGUUUCAGGACGGGAUCCAAACGAUGCGUGCGCUUCUUCGCGCGCGGUUUAGUUUUGGCGGGCGAGCGAGGGGUGAGAUCCUUUGUUGAUUACCACUGUUACUUAGGAGAGCUGGUUGGUGGACGACUCUUGCAAUGGUGAUUUGUAAUAUAUGAAACCCAACAUGGUGAAUUAAUGCAUCCACUUGUACAUCGAUCGACCGAUCUUAAUUUGGUUUGCUACGAGAAUGUGACAUACAUCAUGCACGAUGCAUUUUAAGGUA
Messenger RNA from Oryza brachyantha (malo sina), 1244 nucleotides. Its product is annotated as chlorophyll a-b binding protein CP29.1, chloroplastic-like. Bases 86 to 952 code for a protein of 288 amino acids. Lineage: Eukaryota; Viridiplantae; Streptophyta; Magnoliopsida; Poales; Poaceae. The transcript has 2 exons. Gene Ontology annotation, biological process: response to light stimulus; photosynthesis, light harvesting in photosystem I. Gene Ontology annotation, cellular component: chloroplast envelope; chloroplast thylakoid membrane; plastoglobule. The record is from RefSeq and is a predicted model, not a curated record.